Messenger RNA from Salvelinus namaycush (lake trout), 1667 nucleotides. RefSeq names its product zinc finger and SCAN domain-containing protein 22-like. Bases 65 to 1186 code for a protein of 373 amino acids. NCBI's taxonomy places the organism in Eukaryota, Metazoa, Chordata, Actinopteri, Salmoniformes, Salmonidae. The record is from RefSeq and is a predicted model, not a curated record. The transcript has 2 exons. Gene Ontology annotation, cellular component: nucleus.
CAUGUUUGACAACAAGCUCUACCUGGAUUUCUGGAAGAUCUUUUGCCCCUAAAAUCGUCCAACGAUGACUAAAUUACAAUAUCUGAAUGUGUAUCUGACUGAGCGUCUCAUGCAAGCUGCUGGGGAAAUACUAAGAGUUGUCGCAGACACAAUCUCCGAGUACCAGGAAGAAAUAGCCCGGACAAAGAGAGAGAACAAAUACCUGAAACGACAACUGAACACACCAGUUCUAUCGCUGGCCCCUCAGCCCAUACUGUCUUGUGUCUCGGAGCAGCAAAGUCCACCUGAGCAGCAGUACUGUGAGCAGGAGUCGAGCCCCAGUAUUGGCCAGGAGGACCUUGAGACCACACAGAUUAAAGAGGAACAUGGUGAACUCGGGACCAGUCAAGAGGAAGAGCAGCUUCAAGUACCGGAGUCUGAUACCAAAGAAGACUCCAUAUUUACUCUUCCCUGUGUGAAAAAUUAUAAGGACCGACCUCAGCCUUCACAUCUUUCCAGAACCAAAACUGUGGAGAACAGUGUGAGGGAGUCUCUACUGACCAACACAACUGGACAGAUCAAAACAGAACCUGAUGGCUAUGGAGUAUCACUAUCAGAACCAACCAGUGACUCCCCUCAGUCUCAGCCCGUCUCUGAAGUAAGUCCAGACUCUUCUAGAACACAAAGUCAGAACACUGAGAACACGGAAAGUGUUCCUAUUGUUCUGAGAGAUCUAGAAAGGAGACCAGAGGAGGAUACACAGACACACUCAUGUACUCAGUGUGGAGCCGUGUUCUGUGAGCUAUCCCAACUGGAGGCACACAUGCCAUCCCACACAGUACCACACAGUGGUGAAACAAGUCACAGGCAAAUCAUGUGCACAGUCUGUUGGAAGUCAUUCACCUCUACCAGUUACCUCAAGGUCCACCAGCGUUCUCACACUAAGGAAAAGCCCUUUCAUUGUGGUGUGUGUGGCAAGAGCUUCAGCUACUCAGGGAAGUUCAGGGAACACCAGCGGAUUCACACAGGAGAGAGACCUUACCGCUGCUACGUGUGUGGUAAACGCUUCAACCAGUCAGCCCACCUGAAGGCCCACCUGAGGGUACACACGGGGGAGAAACCCUACUCCUGUCCUGUCUGUGGGAAAGGAUUCAGUCAGUCUGGACAGAUCAAGGGACACCUCAGAACUCACAUCCAAGGGAGGUAGAAUAAUGAUAACUUGUAGUGGAAAGAGUCCAUGAGUGGAUAAACAGUAACCUUGCAAGCCGCCUGAUCUCACAAGCUUACAUUCAAUGGUUCGCUACCACAGAAUCAGUCUGGUAAUUACGAGGCUAGAUAGACAGAGCCUUCUGUUCUCAAAGUGCCCAGCAUUUGGGAAGAGAAAGAGAUAGACAUUUUUAUUUUCAGUGCUACAAAUUUCACAUUUAAUUGUAAGACUAGAGGAUUAUAGAAUGUGUGAUGUGUUUCGGACCCAUAACUGAGGCACCGUAUAUCUGAAUUUAUUUAAGAGAGCUGCUUUAUAACAUGCUAUGAAAAGACUGGGCUCAUCCCCUGUAUUGCUAGGUGACACUAUGUUAACACCAAAAUUAACAUUAUAUUUCUCUUUAUCUCCCUUGAUUUCCUCUUGAUGAUUCCAGUUGGAGAUGAUUGGUCUUCUUGCAAAUAAACUAACUCAGUCAUAUUGAUUA